AUGCGAGGCCAUGGAACAUAUCUACGAGGCGACGAAUUGUACUCAUCAUUGGCAGGAGCCGUUCGACAAGUCAAUCGUCUCAUCAAUGUGCAGAGUGUGAAACAACGAUACAGUCCAGAGAUUGGUGAUGUUGUCGUCGGAUCGAUUACGGAAGUACAAGAGAAACGAUGGAAAGUUGAUAUUUGCGGUCGCUUAGAUGCCCAUCUACAGUUGGCGAGUGUCAAUUUACCCGGAGGGGAGCUGAGAAGGAAAACGACCAGAAGACGAAUUGGCUAUGCGGGAUUAUCUUGUCGAAGGCAGUUUAUUUCAGCCGAAGUGCAACAAGUUCCACGAUGGAUCGAUAUUUUUGCACAACGAAGUUUAAAAUACGGCAAACUUGCAUUGAGUUGUGGUUCGAGUUCCUUCCCUACU
Molecule: messenger RNA, 411 nt
Organism: Mesorhabditis belari
Lineage: Eukaryota; Metazoa; Nematoda; Chromadorea; Rhabditida; Rhabditidae
Source: the annotation of a GenBank genome assembly